Messenger RNA from Brassica oleracea var. oleracea, 2639 nucleotides. RefSeq names its product myosin-3-like. NCBI's taxonomy places the organism in Eukaryota, Viridiplantae, Streptophyta, Magnoliopsida, Brassicales, Brassicaceae. The transcript is spliced from 8 exons. Bases 103 to 2412 code for a protein of 769 amino acids. The record is from RefSeq and is a predicted model, not a curated record.
UUGCUCUAUCUCUCUCUCACACUUAACGUUCAUAUUAUCUCUCUCUCUCUCUCUCUCCCUCUCUCUAAAUCUAAAAACUCUUCCGUUUCUCUCUAUCUCUGUAUGAAAACGAUGAAGUCCCCAGCGAAGAUCGGAGAGUCUCGAUUCUUAGGAAACAUCUCGACUUCCUCGAUCCGAAACCUCCUCCCCCGAUCCAUCUACGCGAAGCAGAAAUCAAUCCAAAGUCAGAGUUUCAGAUCCAACGACGAGAACGCGCCACCCUGCGACCCAAACGCACUCACUCCUCAUUCCGAUCUCCAACUGAAAAACAAAUCUCCUCAGAAAGUGUUUCCCUCCACUCCCCCCGAAGAACACACUCAGAUUCUCAAAUUGGGACCGGACACUUACUCUGAAGCCAAGGAGGAUACUGCUUCAAAAUCUCCAUCGAAGUUUGAAGGAAGGAGUGUACUAGCUACAAGAUCUAACGAGAUAACAGAGGAAGAUGACGAGUUGGGUGACCAGAUCCGUGAACUAAAGGAGGAUCUAAUCAGAACCAAGUCUGAUGGUUACAAACCUGAUGGAAGCAAGAGUGGUGGUUACUUUGCUAGGGAGAGCUUGAGUCAGUUGAGGAUGAGCAUCAACAAGUCUUUAGUCAUGUCCUGUGAUGAUAACAAAAAAGAUGAUGAUGGUGAUUAUGAUGUGAUGGAGCUGAAUAAACAUGUUGAGAAGUAUUGUGAUGAUGCUGAUGACUUGAGGGAUUCAGUGCAAUCCUCCUUUGCAAGUGCUUCCUGCUGUGAAGCUGAGUCUAUGAGUGGAGAUGAGAUCUGUUCUGAAGAUGUUGAGAUACACAAAGAGUGUGCAUUUUCUGAAUCUGUGGGAAGUGGGAUCUCAAUCAGUUUACCUCAUCAGACUCGCGUUCUCGAAGAGCCAAUUUUGUCUGAAUCUCCAAAGCUUAGGAACUUCCGCAAGAGCGUGGCUGCGUCUACAAAGUUUCAAGCAAGUGCUAGGAAUGUAACCGAGAGCUCCAACAAAAAGCCUUUGAAUCCAACGGAUUCUCUAGCUGCAAGUCUCCAGAGAGGACUGCAGAUUAUAGACACUCACCAACGGAGCUCUUUAUCAAACAGAUCUUCUGUUUCGUUCUCGUUUGGUCAUCUGUCUCUGAAGCCUUGCGAUGAAGCCGAGAUUCUCAGUGCCUCGGUUAAAUCGUUACAAGAAGUUAGAUCAAAAGAAGGUGGUUCAUCUAUUCUCCUCUGCCUUUCUUGCAGACAGAAACUUGACCAAGAAGCUGAGGGAGGAUGCACAGACGAGAAGCAUCUCAAGAACAUAUGUGCGGAGCAGGCUACCAAAAUUGAGCAGCUAACUUGUUUGUUAGACCAAUACAAAAACAACACUAUGCAAGAGCCUAGUAAGCUAACGAAUACCAAUGAUGGAGGAGAUAAGACAAACCAGCUAAGUGAAAAGGAAGCUCUUCUAAAGGAGAUUGCAGAGCUCAAGAGCAAGCUGCAGCCUACUAAAUCAACAGAGAACCUGAGAUCCUCUCUGCUACUGCGGUCCUUUCAAAUGAGGAAAAGCACUGAUCUAACGAGAAACACUGAGAACAACAGUGAUGGUCUAGAGGAGGAACGUGAAAGGUGGACAGAGAUGGAGAGCGAAUGGAUAUCUUUAACAGACGAUCUAAGAAUGGAUAUUGAUAACCACCGAAGACACGCAGAGGAUCUGGAGAUAGAGCUCAGAAAAGAGAAAACGGCUGCAGAGGAGCUAAAUGACGCUCUUGGUAGAGCCAUGCUUGGUCACAGUAGAUUCAUCGAGCAGUACACUGAGCUCCAGGAGAAGUAUGAUGAGUUAGUUGAGAGGCAUAACGUGACGUUGGCAGGAAUAGUUGAUGUGAAGAAAGCAGCGGCUAAAGCUGCAGUGAAAGGUCGUCAUGGGAAGAGUUUUGCCAAAGCCUUUUCAGCUGAGCUUACUGCCAUUAGAGCUGAGAAGGAGAAAGAAAGAGAGUUCUUGAAGAAGGAGAACAAGGGACUUAAGAUUCAGCUGAGAGAUACCGCUGAAGCUGUUCAAGCUGCUGGAGAGUUACUGAUCAGACUCAGAGAAACUGAGCAAUAUGUACAAUCCUCUGAGGAACGUUUCAGCUUACUUGAAGAAGAGAAUGCAAAGUUAAAGAUGCAGAUGGAGAAGUUAAAGAGUAAGCACAAGACAGAAAUGAGCACAAUGAAGCAAUAUCUUGCGGAAAGCAAAUUGCCAGGGUCUGCAUUACAGCCAUGGUUCACGGGGAAUGAGGAACAUUUAUCAGAAGACAGAACCGGUUUGGUCAAGGAGAAUGAAGAACAUGAGUCAGAACACAGAACCGGUGUGGUCAGCUAUGACGAUUAUGCAGACGAUCAGGCAUGGAGAGCUGAGUUUGGUGCCAUAUAUCAAGACCAUCAGUAUUGAUGACGAUUCUAUCAUUUCAUUUCAAGAGCAAAAACUUCGAAUCAGUCUCCUUUUGUCACAGACAAGACCCAUCUUGGGUCAUCUUAUCUUCUUAUGCUGCCUUAAAAUUCUUAUUCUGUCUUGUUGUUGUCGUCUUUACAUCUUCAAUUGUUGUGUGGCCAUCAACUGAUGAAUCAGGUUUUCUUGUAAUCUGAAUAUUAUUAAUUCGCCAAAAAUCGUUCAAUAUC